AAUGGGAUAAUGUAAUCAUAUUUUUCUUAUAAGUUCUCUCUUGCUGUGACUUGUGAGGAUCAAAGUGUGCAUUUGGUGCUUUUGACAUUGCUUCAUAAAUGGCAGUUAACUGUUACUGGCUUAUAAUAUUGAAUACUUUUUUUCUCCACUGUCACACAAUUUAAAUAUCAUUCCAACUCCUAUUCAUUCUUUAACAAGUCUACAUUACAGUAAUACAUGUUCAGGUUGAUUAUAAGCUGAUUUUGGUGAUCACACCUGUUUGUUGUUGCUAAUAGGGUCUCAUUGAAACCUGCAACACAUAACCUGUUAUACAAUUUCAGUUCACAUGGUUCCAGUUAAAGGCGACUGCAGCAGAUCUCUGAACACAAGGCACUGCUUCACACAGCAGCUGGAAUGUUUCACUGGUCUCUUGGUUCUGCAGCACAGCAACAAACUCAUCUGGUAAUAUUCAACAGGCAUGUUAUACAAAACCUAGAUGUCUGCGCUCUACAUUUUAUCACGUCUGUUGUACAACGCACUGUUUUGCCACAGUUUGAGUUUGUGAACAACCGAUGCGUGACCACUACGGCUGCACUGACUCCAGUUUAAGAUGACAUCAUGGUAAAAGUAUUUGUUGGCAGUGUAGGCCUACUUGCUAAACAGGGCGGACGUUAUGGACCGUGAUUCACUGGGCUACACAUUUCUCUGCUGCUCUUCUCUCUCAAAGAAUGCUAUCUCACUCGAUUAUUGUAAAGUCAUGUUUGUGCACUCUGAUGCAGAGAAAGGACUUGGAUAGAGCUGAUUAAUGCCUGUGGGUCAUAACUUCUCAACGGUGACCAUCAUGCUGCAGAUGUUGGUAAUGUUGUGUUUGCUGUCAGUUGUCCUCUCCCAAACCACAUAUUCCUCGUCCAAGAGAGGACGCAACAUCACUGUCCACUCCUCCCAGCUGGUCUGCAGUCUGCCAGGCCCAACUGGACCUGCCGGAAACCCCGGAGCCCCUGGAUCACCAGGGCCCAUGGGCCCCAUGGGGCUCCCAGGGAAGGAUGGCCCGGACGGGAAGGAUGGCGAGAGGGGAGGAAAUGGAAAUGGAGGUGAUCCAGGGAGGACAGGGAACCCAGGUAAGCCAGGUGUGAAGGGGCGCGAAGGUGUCCUCGGCAAGGCUGGACCUCGAGGACUGAAGGGCCUACGAGGGACACCUGGGAAGGCUGGAAAACGAGGACAUAAAGGAGAACUGGGUGACGUUGGCCAGCAAGGAGCUCCAGGGGGAUGUAACUGUGGCAGCGCGGCCCGAUCGGCCUUCUCUGUGGCGGUCACAAAGAGCUACCCUAAAGAGCGACUGCCCAUCCGCUUCAGCCGGAUCCUGCUGAACGAGGGGGAUCACUACAACACCACAAGUGGGAAGUUCGUCUGUGUCGUCCCCGGGGUCUACUAUUUCACAUAUGAUAUCACUCUGGCUAACAAACACCUGGCCAUCGGGCUGGUCCACAACGGGCAGUACAAGAUCAAGACCUUCGAUGCGAACACAGGGAACCAUGACGUGGCGUCUGGUUCUACUGUUCUCCACCUGCAGCAGUCCGACCAGGUCUGGCUGCAGAUCUUCUACUCCGAGCAGAACGGACUCUUCUUUGACCCUUUCUGGACAGACAGCACCUUCACCGGCUUCCUUAUCUAUGCGGACCAGGACUAUCUCAACGAGGCUGAGAGGAAAGCGAAUGCUCGGGAUGAUGGUUAAUCCUGAGAUCAUUUCAUUGUGUUGUGAAUCCAAAAUCUGACACCAGGGGGCACACAAGGAAAGAAAAGUCAGCCACAGUUGGGGGACCCUUUUAAUUGUUUAACAUUGAAAAGCCCUGUGUUUUAUCUGUAUUAUCGUUCAUUUGCUGACAAAAAAUUUUUUGGAUACGUCAUUAUAAUAAUAAUUAUCAUCAUUCCUCUGUUUUUUAUUUAUCUUACAUGAGCUCCAAGGUUGUCACGUUAUUAGUAUUAGAGUGAAACGCACAUACACCAUUCUGCACAGUUAAAGUCAAACAUCCAACAAUAAGCAAAACACAUAUUUGAGUGGAGGAGGACUUUAAGUUAGCCAUCCCAUCAGACAGAUCAAAUAUUUCUCAUUUUAUUGGAUAUUAAUGCUGGGUUUAGAAGCAUUGCAUGACAUGGAUAACAAGUAAUUAAAAGAAUACAUUGAAUCAUAUGAUAAUAAUAAUUUAUAAUUUCAACCUCAGCCUGUCCACAGGAUUAAGUAGUCACAGAUAGCAUGUAUUUGGGAUUACGUAAUCAGAUUACAACAAUUUGUAGCUCAUCAACAGAUUACAUUUGAAAAAAAGUGUAAGAUUAUAGUUACAUUGUCAAGGAAUUCUUGAUGACAUUUUUGUAAGGGUAACUUGAUUUGACCAAGAAAAAGAUGUAAAGAUGUUUUUCUAAUGAUAAAGAUGUUUUUCUACUCUAACUCAAAGUAGGAUGAUUAAUGUGUUUUGUUUUUCCUUUUAAUAUAUAUUGAAGAUGAUGAGCAUUUUGAGUAUGUGCUCCUCUUGUGAU
This is a messenger RNA of Anarrhichthys ocellatus (wolf-eel), 2511 nucleotides long. It is a transcript of the gene c1qtnf2, whose product is annotated as C1q and TNF related 2. NCBI's taxonomy places the organism in Eukaryota, Metazoa, Chordata, Actinopteri, Perciformes, Anarhichadidae. The transcript has 3 exons. Bases 785 to 1711 code for a protein of 308 amino acids. Gene Ontology annotation, molecular function: protein binding. The record is from RefSeq and is a predicted model, not a curated record.